Saccharomyces kudriavzevii IFO 1802 is the source of this 183-nucleotide messenger RNA. It is a transcript of the gene COX7, whose product is annotated as cytochrome c oxidase subunit VII. The transcript has a single exon. Lineage: Eukaryota; Fungi; Ascomycota; Saccharomycetes; Saccharomycetales; Saccharomycetaceae. Gene Ontology annotation, cellular component: mitochondrion. The coding region runs from base 1 to 183 and encodes 60 amino acids. Gene Ontology annotation, biological process: mitochondrial electron transport, cytochrome c to oxygen. The record is from RefSeq and is a predicted model, not a curated record.
AUGGCCAACAAAGUUAUUCAACUACAGAAAGUAUUCCAAUCAUCUGCCAAGCCUCUAUGGUGGAGACAUCCUAGAUCAGCAUUAUACUUAUAUCCAUUUUACGCCAUCUUUGCAGUUGCCGUUGUUACACCACUGCUAUACAUUCCAAACGCUAUUAGAGGUAUUAAGGCUAAGAAAGCAUAG